Calidris pugnax (ruff) is the source of this 2600-nucleotide messenger RNA. It is a transcript of the gene DNAI4, whose product is annotated as WD repeat domain 78. Gene Ontology annotation, cellular component: axonemal dynein complex. The coding region runs from base 1 to 2463 and encodes 820 amino acids. NCBI's taxonomy places the organism in Eukaryota, Metazoa, Chordata, Aves, Charadriiformes, Scolopacidae. The record is from RefSeq and is a predicted model, not a curated record. The transcript has 17 exons. Gene Ontology annotation, biological process: cilium movement. Gene Ontology annotation, molecular function: dynein heavy chain binding; dynein light chain binding.
AUGUCUGCGGCUGAUUUCAGGGUAAGGAAAGGAUCGGGAGCAAGUUCUGGUACCCAAAGGCGAGUGAGCAUCCUGAGUGUUGUCUCUGCAAGCAGAUCAGCGAGUUGCAGAAGCCGAUCCAGCAUUUCUGAUGGCAGAACCGUGGACAGGGUGUCCCACCUGGGCAACAAGUACGCCAUACGGGUGUUUGAUGACAAAGGAAAGGAUGUGACGCCCCGUCCGCUCUUCCGCCCAGACCCAAGCGCUGCUGUACCCAGGCAGGGCAAGCCCUCAGCCUCCAGCGCACACUUGGGGGCCACAGGAGCAGGGUUUCACCCCUUUUUCACACACCGGCCAUGGGGAGAGAACACCAGUUUAGAUGCCUCCUCAAGGGCAUAUGAAAGCAGCUGCACUUCUAUAUCAAACACAUCAACAACGGAGUCCGGACCAGAUGAAACAGCAGAACCUGGCUCUCAACAAGACACAACUGUUACCUCGUCUGAUGUGCAGGCAAAACCAGAGGAGAUAAAAGAAGAACUGACAAAAGAAGACUUAGACAGGAGCGUGGAUCUUUACCUGACUGAGACGGAAACGAUCUGGAUGUUGGACGUGCCAUCUGUGGUGGCGUCUGUAGAAUCAGAAGAGGCUGGAAGAAUUGUGGAGAGGAAUAAGAUUUAUGCUGACAUUUGCAAAAACAGACCUGGCAAUGAUCGCUUUGUGGAAAAAAUGAUGCAAACCAUCAACGGAGCCACAAAGACCAAGGAAGUGCAAUGUGACCAAAUCAUCAUGGAAGAGAAAGGGGUGAUGGCCACCUCCUGGGACUUGUACGAUUCAUUUAACGUUUUGGAAAUAAAACCUACAUCCAAAGCAGAAGGUACCAGAGCCACAGCCUGGAAAAGCAGCAAACCUCCUACAACCAAAGAGCACCAUCAGACCCCGUCUGUCUCCUCCGACUCAGACAGCACAACUUCUCGUACAGUGGUUUUGGAAAAUUCUAUCCAGGAAGAGGAGGAAUGCUCUUCAGGAGCUAUAUUAACAUCGGAAAACUUUCAGCGGGAUUUAUUUUUCAUGGAGAGGGUUCUCGUGGAGAACAUUUUUCAACCCAAACUCGCAACUUAUCGGCAGCUUCCUGUCCUCAGAGACCCCGAGGUUACAUCAGACAGAGGUACAGCAGCAGCCGUGAAAGAAGCUAAACAGAAAGAGCAGGGCAAGGAAAAGAAGGACAAGGAAGAGCAGAAGGAAGGAUUCAUUAACUCAUCAAUUCUGUCAGAUGUAAAUAAAGGCCUAGAAGAAGUUGUACAGCCCAGAUUGGAACGGCUGUGGUCGUAUAUUUGUGAUUUAACGAGCGGUCACAGUGUGAGCAGUAUGGCCUGGAGCAAAGUAAACCCCGAUCUUUUAGCUGUUGGUUACGGAACAUUUGAUUUUAAAGAACAGAAGAAAGGCCUGGCUUGCUGCUGGUCAUUGAAGAACCCCAUGUGGCCAGAGCGUAUUUUCCAGUGUGAGCACGGUGUUACUGCUUUGGAUUUCUCUCUGGCGAGCCCCAAUCUUUUAGCAGUUGGGAUGUACAAUGGUUCUGUUGCCAUCUACGACGUGCGGAGUCGUAAGGAUGCUGUGCUUUUGGAAAGCAGUGAAUCCACAAAUAAACACACGGGUCCUGUGUGGCAACUGAGGUGGGUGGAACAGGACAGAGGUGCAGCAGGAGAGGGCAAAGCAGAGAGAUUAAUCUGUAUCUCAGCAGAUGGCCGAAUAACCUCGUGGUUUAUACAGAAAAGACUAGAUUGCACUGAUCUUUUGAAAAUAAAGCGAACAGAAAAAGAGGAGAAGAAAUUACUGGGUGAGAAAGAAAGGAAAAGUGAAGCUCUGAUAUCUCAACUGGCAGCUGGAAUGUGCUUCGACUUCCAUCCAGAGGACACUAAUUUGUAUCUUGCUGGAACAGAAGAGGGUCAUAUCCACAAGUGUUCUUGUUCAUCCAGUGAGCAGUUUCUAAAGACAUACAGAGGCCAUAAGGGUCCUGUCUACAAAGUGGCUUGGAAUCCUUUCAGCACGGACAUGUUCCUGAGCUGCUCCGCCGACUGGAGCAUCAUUUUAUGGCACCAGGAUUCGCAGACGCCCAUGUUAACUUUCAACUCCACCACCACUGCUGUCCACGACAUUGCAUGGUCUCCAAAAUCAGUCUUUGUAUUUGCCGCAGCAAACGAAAGCAGAGUGGAAAUUUGGGAUCUGGGUGUCAGCGUCUUGAACCCCGUGAUCUCUUGCAUUGCCAGCCCAAGAGAGAAAUUCACCUCUGUGCUCUUUGCCACGAACACUGACUGCCUUCUGGUGGGAGACAGCAAAGGAGAAGUCCGUGUGUUGGAGCUGCAGAACCUGGCUGCUCCCAGCACUGACAAGGAUGUAUGUGUGUACGCUGCUAAGUACGAUGCUACAAAUGCAAUGCGAACGGGCCUGCCAAAAAGUGCUAUUUUCAAGGACUACUGUUCAAGGUGACAUAAUUGGUCCUGCUGUAGCAAUUUAACAGUAGCUAAACGAUACCACUUCUCAGUCGGUAAACAGCAAGAAAGGCUUAUUUUAGGAUUAACAUAAACCUUUUGUUCUUUUCCAAUCAUUAAAUUUCUCUUUGAAGC